This is a messenger RNA of Amblyraja radiata (thorny skate), 2497 nucleotides long. RefSeq names its product insulin-like growth factor II. Gene Ontology annotation, biological process: positive regulation of transcription by RNA polymerase II; positive regulation of activated T cell proliferation; positive regulation of MAPK cascade. Lineage: Eukaryota; Metazoa; Chordata; Chondrichthyes; Rajiformes; Rajidae. Gene Ontology annotation, molecular function: protein serine/threonine kinase activator activity; growth factor activity; insulin-like growth factor receptor binding. The coding region runs from base 99 to 731 and encodes 210 amino acids. The transcript is spliced from 4 exons. Gene Ontology annotation, cellular component: extracellular region. The record is from RefSeq and is a predicted model, not a curated record.
GCGGGCGCUCUAUUCUAUCUGUCUCCUGAACUCUGGAGCAGCGUUUGAAGGAACUUCAUCUGGUUAGUGCGCCCCUCCGUCUCCACAACCGCCGUACAAUGGAUCCCAAAUGCCCAGCUCUCUGCCCGACUUGUGCAGACACAUCUUGCCGCGACAACCCCGUGAAGGGCAGAAAGAUGUCCCCAACCAGGCAUCUGCUGUUCAUUUCCAUCGCUUUCACAAUGUACAUCAUAGAGGGAGUGUCUGCAGCUGAAACACUAUGUGGCGGUGAAUUGGUGGACACACUACAGUUUGUGUGUGGUGAAAGAGGAUUUUACUUCAGUAGACCGACAGGGCGAUCCAACAGCCGACGACAGAACAGAGGAAUAGUAGAAGAAUGUUGCUUCCGUAGCUGCGACCUGGGCCUACUAGAACUCUACUGUGCAAAGCCAGUCAAGAAAGAGCGAGAUCUCUCCGGCACACCGUUCAACCUUCUACCACCAGCAAACAAGGAAAACUUUAGGAAGCCUUUGGUUGCCAAGUAUUCAAAAUAUGACUUCUGGCAAAAAAGAUCUGCCCAGCGUCUACGACGAGGCAUUAUUCCAAGUCACAUGGCCCUGAGGCUCAGGAGGCAAAUUGAAGAAGUCCAGAGCUUGCAGUAUGUCGAAACGCACAAGCCACUUCUGACUCUCCCUGUCAAACCACCCCUGGAUGUCCGAGCAUUAUCAAAGAAAUACUUCAGUCAGGAAUGAUGAAGAAAUAUUUUGCACAUUUCAUGUGGUAAAAGACAGGGAUUAUAGCUUUGUACAUGACGUCAUUUCUGUGGCAUUCCAACUGGGUUCCACCACCUCCGCGCCCCCAUCCCCCCCACCCCCCCCACCCUCCCUCUCCCCACUCGGUCUUUCCACCAAGCCACUACACCCACCUGUCCACCCAUCCCCUCUCCGUCAGCCAAGAAAGAAGUGCAAUGAUACGCGUGUGGCCCAUUGAGAGUAAAGCCUGGCUGGCAAAAAGAAGUUGCGACGUCGGAGUUGUUUGGGCCAAAGGGCUCACACCGAAGAGUGCAGUUCAUUUUCCAUACAAAUGUCACGCAAUGGAGUCUAGAUAGUGUACCCAUGAUUGCUCUUGCACCUACCCAAAAAGGGAUAUCAACACUUUGUGGAAUACUUAAUGUCAUCUAGAUCCUGCACCGUUUUCUAAAUCAUGAGAUUAGGAGGUCCUGUGGUGACUAAAGACGGUGGUUUGGGUGCAGGCUCACAAUGCCGCAGAUUGCGUCUUUUUGUUGAUCAUUUUUUCUUUCAACGGCACUAUUUCUUUGAAUGAUAAGUGUGGUCAGCACACUUGUGUUACGGUGCUAACUUUCUUUAAAAGAAGCAAAAGAGCUGACUCGAAGAAUUGAGAUUUGAUAAAUGCACGAACAUCAAACAGAACUUGAAAUGAACUUUCCGUUUUAGGAAACGUUUAAAAAAAAAAUAUUUAGCUUGGUUUUGGCGGUGCAAGAUAGGCAAGGAGAAGGCAAAAGGCAUUUUUAAAAAGACAAAAAUCAAAGGGAAACAGCAGUGUUGUAAUUAAUUUUUCUAUAUUUUGCAACUUUAUUUCUUAUUCUUAGUUACUUGCUUUGCUUUGAAAAUUUACUUGAACUCGAACUUAGUGACCAGAAGCAGUCUCUUUUUGGAAUUAGUCUGAGCUAUAUCUUGCAGUGUUGAGCCGCCAAGCUAUUAAAAAAAAAAAAUGGCACUGCGUAAAGGCAUUAUUUAUUUUAUGUAAAAUAUAUAUAAAAAAUUGGUCCAAAUAAUGUACUUAGCACUGAUGAGUAACUGCAAAGACUAUUAUAAACUAUUUUGUCUAAUUUUGUACUAGUAAAGCUUUCGUAGAUGCUUUGUACCAAAAAAUGUAAAGAAAUUAUUUCUCCUUUCUCUGUCUCUCUCUCUCUCCUGUACGCGCACACUCACGGGUGUUAUUUGGUAUUGGAAACCUCUGUGAGGUUUCAACCAGAUGACCCCGGGUCUCCUUCUUUGUGGAAACUAUGUAUACCCAUGCUCACUGCUGUCAGCCAUGGUAUAAUCAAGUGUAAUUACUUGGUUAGUGCUUGAUCUUGUUUUCAGACCAGCAUUGUGUUAACAACUUUUGUGUCUUAUCAGUUUUGUGAAUCACUUCUGGUUUAAGUGACUCCUCAUUCCAUUCACCGUUGCUUUGUCGAAAAAUGGAAAGCUUCAGAUUUUUUAAAAAGAGAAAGAAAAUCUCAAAAUUUACAUCAUGUAAAAUAGUAAUCAGAAAAUCUAGUUCUUUUGUCAAACGUUCGCAUCAGCCAGUAUGAAAGGAAACAUCUGCAGUCGCAUUAGUUAAAAGCUUUUUACUUUUUUUAAUGUUUUAGCAAAUACAGUUAAGGUGUACUCUUGUUAACUAAUAUAAUGUCAUGUAUUUAACAUGUGCACUCAACCAACAAUAGAGAAAGAUGAGAUUCACAAUCAUUGUACUUUUCUUUUUAAUAUCAAUAAAAACAAUUUAUUACAAUACA